Messenger RNA from Saimiri boliviensis boliviensis (Bolivian squirrel monkey), 249 nucleotides. The record is from RefSeq and is a predicted model, not a curated record. NCBI's taxonomy places the organism in Eukaryota, Metazoa, Chordata, Mammalia, Primates, Cebidae.
AUGCUCUGCCAGAUCAUCAGUCAGGCCAACACACAUCCGAGCUUGAUACCCGUUUUCAUAGUUAUUGGAGCUGGAGGUAAGAGAGCAGCACUGUAUCUCUUGUGUUUGGUGUUAUUCAAUCUAGAUGUUAGUUGGGACAGCAAGAACAACACAGAGCCCUGGAACAAACUGGGUCCCAAUGAUCAAUACAAGUUCUACUCAGUGAAUGUGGAUUACAGCAUACUGGAGAAAGAAGGUCCAGAUUUCUAA